UUUUGUUUUUGUCUCUGCAUUUUCUGAGAGUGAAGAAAUGACUUUAAGUGGGAAAGUGGAGGCUGAAGUAGACAUCAAAGCAUCUGCAGAUAAGUUCUUCCAUGUUUUUCGAAAGCAACUUCAGCAUCUUCCUAAUAUCUCCUCAGAAAGGAUACAUUCAGCUGUACUUCAUGAAGGUGACUGGGAAAAUGAUGAUGCUGUAAAACACUGGGAGUUUUCCAUAGAAGGAAAGAAGACAAGUGCUAAGGAGAAAAUUGAAGUUGUAGACGAUGAUAACAAGACAAUAACAUUCAGCGUCUUUGAUGGAGAAAUUGGUGAGAGUUACAAGAGUUUAAGGGCCACACUGCAAACAAUCGAUAAGGAGAAUGGGGGGAUUGUGAAAUGGACCUACGAAUAUGAAAAACUAUCAGAGAAUAUUAGAGGUCCAUCUCCUGAAUCAAUCUUGGACUUUGCUGUUUUCGUCACUAAAGAUAUUGAUGAUCAUCUGGGCAAGGCAUAAAAUCAGAAAGAAGCCACAUGGUAGUGGGUUUGGCUAAUGCUUAUUAAUAAGUUUGGUAUGUAAUAAUGCUAUAUAAUAUAUAU
Molecule: messenger RNA, 582 nt
Organism: Vigna umbellata (rice bean)
Lineage: Eukaryota; Viridiplantae; Streptophyta; Magnoliopsida; Fabales; Fabaceae
Source: RefSeq, a predicted model, not a curated record